GUGUAUGAAGGCGACAGUCUCAGCGGCUCGGGGAUCGGACCUCGGGAUCGGAAUUGCGUCUUGUCGCGACUACGGCAACCGAAGAGCAGAGAAGGUGGCGUCUUGAUUGUUUGAUCUCCGGUCAAUUAGCUUUAUGAUGGUUAAGGUAUCUAACUUGGUCGCCCCAAAAUCCCGAGUGAAGAAGAGUUAUCCAAUUUUCACCCUUCAUAUCCCAUAGACAGACAAGAUUAGGUUUUGGUUGUUCGGUCUUCAGAUCACAGAUCUUAUCUUCUACCUCUUUUCCGCCAUGACGGGAGCAUGGAAUGCGCUGUCACAGUGCCUGCCCACUCUCAACGCCAACAGUGAUGCGUGGUGGCAGCUCACAGGACGUCACUUGGCAGCUAUUGUUGAGGCGGCCGGAUACCCCAUCGAGAAGCAAUACGAGGCACUGCUUUUUCACUAUCACUGGACUUUGCCUUACAUGGGUCAAGCGCCAGGGUCGUGUUCGAGCUCUCCCAAUGCUCUCAAAUGGAAAUCGCUCAUGGCACUGGACGGUACGCCUAUCGAAUACUCGUGGAAAUGGAACAAUGCGUCGCCCAAAUCUAUGCCCAAUGUACGCUAUGUUGUAGAGGCUAUUGGAGAAAACGCAGGGACAGAUUUGGAUCCGCUGAAUCAGCAGGCAACCCGCGAAAUACUGCAUCGUAUGGCAUUUAUGUUGCCAAAAGUCGACAACAACUGGGCCAACCACUUCCUUUCUACCCUGUAUGACCACGAUAAUGCCAAGUUUGCGCGAGAGGCAGUACGUGGCGGCCAUCUGGGAACGAGCGUGCAGCUAGCGGUGGAGUUUGUUGAAACAGGCCCAGCUAUCAAGACGUACUUUUUUCCACGCAAAUUCGGCCAGGCUGGAAUAAUGCCACUUGAGCAGUGGCAGGCGUCAAUCGAUGAGUUGCAAUUGGAACAUAGGACCAGCGCCGGUGCUUCUUCUGGUAGUUUCGAAACACCCGCACGCACUGCACUCGACAACUUUCUUGCUACCAGUCCAGAAGGCAAACAUUUGACGCCUAUCUCUUUGGCAGUUGACAACGUCGCACCCGAAAAGUCGCGCCUGAAGUGGUAUUUUCAUACAGCACGAACAAGCUUCGUGUCAGUGCGCCAUAUUAUGACCCUGGGCGGAAGCAUCACGACACCCAAAAUGGACUCGCUGCUUUCGGAGUUGCACUCGCUCGUGAAAACGGUCAACGGCCUAGCCGAUGACUUCCCUGAAGACAAAGAAGUACCCGCUGGUUCCGAGCUUCAAACGACAUGUAACUUUGGUGAACUGAGCAAGGCGCUCAAGGGAUAUCUGUAUUAUUUCGACAUUGCCCCUGGCAAAGCGGUUCCUGAGAUCAAGCUCUUUGUACCUACAAGAUACUAUGGGCGAGAUGAUCUAGCUCUGGGAUCAGCACUCACGCAGUGGAUGGAGGUGAAUGGCCGGGGAGCGUAUUGCGCAAAGUAUCUUACAAUGUUGGAGAGUUUGGCUGGACAUCGGCGACUAGACGAGGGCAAGGGGUUGCAGACGUACGUUAGCUGUUUGUUCAAGAAAGGUGAGCUUGACAUCACGACAUAUCUGGGGGCCGAGGCGUUCCACAAGGGCCGGCUUCCGUGCAAACGUGAGCAGAAGCGAGGGACUUUGCGACGUGAUGAGUGGUAUUGA
Molecule: messenger RNA, 1672 nt
Organism: Dothidotthia symphoricarpi CBS 119687
Lineage: Eukaryota; Fungi; Ascomycota; Dothideomycetes; Pleosporales; Dothidotthiaceae
Product: dimethylallyl tryptophan synthase GliD1
Exons: 1
Coding region: 287-1672 (461 amino acids)
Biological process (GO): alkaloid metabolic process
Molecular function (GO): prenyltransferase activity
Source: RefSeq, a predicted model, not a curated record